AUGGCACAGCCGCAGCCCGCCGAGAGCCCCGCGCCCCGCACCGGCACGUGGGUGAGCGCCACGCUGCCCCGCCGCUUCCUGCAGCUCCCCUGCUUCCGCGGCUACGGGCAGCCGGAGCCGCACCCGCUGUACCGGACGAGCAACCAGGAGUACGGCCGCAGAGCACCCACGGCGUACGAAGUGCCGAUCUCCUACCACGUCACCUCGCACGCCUUCUCAGACGCUCUGGCCCAGCGUGGCAUGUACAGGAACGACGGGCUCAACACCUCGCUGGAGAAGAGCCGUGUCACCGGCCCCGCCAACUUCAUCACCCCCUACGACACCCUCAACUUUCACCCCAGCUACAAAGUCAGUGGGCCCUCGCACUGUUAGAGCAAUGAAACCACUUCAGUUCAUCGCUGGCUGCUUAGUUCGAAAAAUAACUCCCUCCUCCCCUAAAAAGUCAGGCAAACGGCAGCACCGACCCUACCCCAAACCUGCUGCUCAGCCCCACUGUGAAGCACCACGCACUGCAGGUGCAGUUACAGCCCUGCCUGCUGCCACCAGGCUGCAGGUGACCUUUCCUGAAAGCAGUGGGUUGUCACAGGCUGUGAGCAGGGAACUCAGUGUGUAGGCAAGCUGUAGCCUUGAGGGUGUCCUGAACUUACAGAACUGUUUCCGAGCUGUUGUCUUAAUAAAGAAACGCAUGCAGGAAUCCACAGUACUGAAGUGAUCCUGAAAAUUAUUUCUGAGAGGAAGGAAAUGGCACAGAUUGUCAAAAAGAGCUCACAUGGCACAACGAAUAGCAGCAGGAUAACACAAGUUCAUGCAGUUAAACAGUUAAGUUGGAAUUUAAUGAAAACUCCUCCUGAACUCACUAAAGAAUCUUUCAGCUUGCUACACAGUGUGACAAAAUAGCUACGUUGACAGGUUAAAGGUAGCAAUACAUUUCUAGAAACACCCCCCCAGCUUCAAACUCUAGGAUGUAUUUUUUUAACAGGACUCCCAACCAGUCGAGGCCUCAUUUGGCUUUGGAGGAAGAACAGAUUGCUCUGUUUAGUUAAAAUCACUGAACAUCCAAUGUUCAAAACUGAACAGCGUGCCAUCAGGGCUGCGUUUUGUGGUGAGUUUUUGUUUUAAAACAUUUUAAACACUCAAAGCCCAGUGUAUGCUCCUGGGCCAGACACAACUUCGAGCAAGCCUAACAAACACUUCAAGCCCUGCACUGCAAUUCAUUUCGUUAUCCCAAAGGCAAAAACAGCCAGCUGAAUUCAUCCUUCCAAAAACACACCAACACAUUUGAGCAAGUAAAUACUGGGCACAGAAAUGAGCCUGGGAAGUUAACCUUUUAAAUAUUCAACACAUUAAAAUAGAUAAGCAACCUCCUCUCACUCGCUGCUGUUCCUCUGUUAGACUCUAGAUAAUGCUUGAGUUUUUCUUCUCUUUCUUCUCCUGAAAUGAGAAGUAACAUUAAGGGCAGAAUUAAUGCAAACACUUGUGGCAGUUUUACAAAUACUUCUAUCCACAGAUUUUUCUGCAGGUUGAAUAAUUCAGGGAUGGAGCUCUUAGAAAUAUAAACUUCGUGGGUUUUGUCACCUGUUUUCCAUCUCUCUCCAUACUUGAUCUAAAACCACCCAGGUCCUUUCCUCCGUGCCUUAAUUAUUCCCCUUUUUGUUUAAUUCCUGAGCUGAAACCAGUUUGUUUGAACAGUUUUGCACACUGUGUGACUUGCAUCACCCUCACAUAACUUGCAUCCUAUAGUAUGUUGGGGUCAUGUUGCCUCAUGCCCUCCACUCAGGUUGGCUGAGAAGGGAGCGACGUGUGAGCUCUGGCUGCAGCCAGCCCCAAGCAUAGACAUUAAUAAAGGAAAUGGUGGCAGAGAUGGAGUGUUUCUUCCUUUGAUACAAAGCAGUCACAAGUUGAAACAGACUCCUAAAAUACCAGCAAAGAACUGCCUAUAAAAAAUGAAGGCAGUCCUGGGCCCCCGAGGAUCCCUGAAGAUCGCCUUUCCUGAAGCACAGAGUUGCUGUCAUAAAAAUAAAGCAAUG
This is a messenger RNA of Centrocercus urophasianus (Greater sage-grouse), 2027 nucleotides long. RefSeq names its product chromosome unknown C9orf116 homolog (gene PIERCE1). Gene Ontology annotation, cellular component: axonemal microtubule. The transcript is spliced from 3 exons. The record is from RefSeq and is a predicted model, not a curated record. Bases 1 to 372 code for a protein of 123 amino acids. Gene Ontology annotation, biological process: axoneme assembly. NCBI's taxonomy places the organism in Eukaryota, Metazoa, Chordata, Aves, Galliformes, Phasianidae.